Messenger RNA from Trachemys scripta elegans, 5239 nucleotides. RefSeq names its product FH1/FH2 domain-containing protein 1-like. Gene Ontology annotation, biological process: actin filament network formation; cortical actin cytoskeleton organization. Gene Ontology annotation, molecular function: actin filament binding. Lineage: Eukaryota; Metazoa; Chordata; Testudines; Emydidae. The record is from RefSeq and is a predicted model, not a curated record. The transcript is spliced from 16 exons. Bases 1307 to 4339 code for a protein of 1010 amino acids. Gene Ontology annotation, cellular component: cytoplasm; cytoskeleton.
AGGAGACCCACUGUACUGGGAGGAAGAGGGGGUGCCGGUCUCUCUGGGCCCUGCGUGAGCCCGGGGCUGUGUCUCGGAGAGCAGCUGGGCGUGCUGGCCUGCAUGUGGUGCUACAGCGACCUCUGCUGGCAGGUCAGGGUAUUGAAGUGUCUGUCCCAGUGGUGAGUGUGCCCUGUGCUCAGGGCAGGGUGGGAGCCGCCACACUGCACCGCCAGGCUCCAGUUACCUGGUCCGCACUGGUGCCGCACUCACCUGUGUGGCGCUGGGACUUCUGGGGUAAGUCCCAGGCUGCUUUGCACUGCAGUGAGUGAGCUGUUCCUUCCCAGGGAAUUGUGGGGAACGUGUCUGUCCGGGCCACGCAGGGGGAAUUGUGGGAAAGGUGGAGAGGACUCUCAGCAGUCGCGUGGCUUAGCCUGGGUUCUCUCUGUGAAGUGGGCCUGUGACCAGCCCCAGCGAAGGCAGAAUUUGAGCUCUAGCUACAGCCAGGCCAGGCCAGCUAGCCUGGGGUUAAAGCAGCAGCACACUGGAGUGAGAGGAGGAUGGGAGGGGGCGACACCCUGGUCAGAGCCCGGGUUAACUCUGCCGUGAAGACAGAGGAGGAGGGGAAUAAAGCUCGUGUAGGGAUCUUCCUUCUGCAUGUGGUAUCUCCAUGGUGCAGGCUGUGCUGGGCCUCUGGUAACGGAUGGUGCUCGGACGCCUCCGUCACACCAGGGCCGUGCAUGCCCUGAGGGGGGCAGAUGGGGUGCAGGGCCAUCUCAGAGAACACCUCGGUCUGAACUGGCUGGCAGAGAGCUAGGUUCCAGCCUGGUGCGGCAUGCUGCAGGGGCUGGCAGCUCUGGAAUUCCCACAUUCGUCGUCUCCCCAGCACUUGGUGCGGGGCGUGCUGGCUGGCCCAGUGGGCCCGGCUACUGUCCUCACAUGGCAGUAAGCCCCACUCGGAGGCUCUCGGUGGAUCUGUUAACACAGGAUCCCCUUUCGGAGCUCCCACCUCCCUGGGCGCAAGCAAGCUGCAGCUCUGAGUCCUGGGUCUCAGGUGCAAAGCUCUCCACAGGACGCGCAGUGUAACGAGCUGGUGGGGGCUCUGCCCCCUGGUGCUUCCUCGGGGGGGAGGGAGUCCGGAAGUGGGCCGAUCUGCCUGGCUGCUGCCUGAUGGGGGGGCACCAAUCACGAGGAGGAAGCCUGUCCUGCUCAGGGACCCUGUUUGCCAGGCUUGUGGUGCUGUUUCCUAGGGGCGUAUCCAUGGUCCAACCUGGUUGCAAUCUUAGAGGAGCGCAAUGGGGCCGACACGGAGCUGCUGGUGUUUGCGAUGACACUGAUCAACAAGACGCUGGCGGCCCUCCCGGACCAGGACUCGUUCUACGACGUGACAGACUGCCUGGAGCAGCAGGGGAUGGAGAGCAUUGUGCAGCGCCACAUGCACAACAAAGGCCUGGAUCCUGACGUGAAGCAGCAGUUUGCAAUCUACGAAACCUCGCUCAGACACGAAGACGGAGUGGAAGAGCUGCCGCCGGGGGCGCGCAAGGAGCGGCGGAAAACAGACGAGAACCGGCGGGGCCGGCGCUCCCUGGGUGGCAACGUAGAUGCCGGAGCCGGUGCAAGCUCCCCAAGCCCAGCCGUGGAGGACAACAAGCUGCCUGAGCCGUCCAGCCCCCUGAGGGAACCCACCGCCGAGACGGGGACGGAGAGCAGCCCAGCUCCGCCCUGCUUCGAGAGUGUUUACAACAGCACGUCCAACGUGCGGCUCUCUGCGCCGGCCUCCCCGGAGGAGAGGGAGCACCCCAGCUUGGGGGAGAGGAGCAUUUUCAAAGCUCGCUUCUUGGAAAACCUGGCUUCAUCCCAAAAGGAGAAGCUGUCUGCGAUGUCCAAGGGGCGGCUUGACGUCCUCGCCGAAGCCAUUCCAGGGGGCGGCCAGCUCAGCCCAGAGCCACCCCCAGCAGGGAGGCUGGCGCUGAGCGAGGAGAAGGAGCAGAAUGAGACGGCGAACGAGCAGGAGCCGCACCUGCCGUCAGUCGGGAUCGCUCCAGGGAGGGACGAGAAAGGAGACGGCACAUCAGGGCGCUGUGUCCCCCAGCAGGAGAGCGCCGAUCCCUGCCGCUCCGUCUCCUCGGACAAGAAGCUGAUGCGUGACAUGCUGUUUGCCAAAAGCCACGUGGAGCCGGAGCGGGACCUGCUCGUCCCUGAAGCGUCAGCCUCUGCCCAGCGCCACCGAGCGGCUGGGGACCGGCCGAGCCAGGCAGAGCUGCAAGGCAGUCAGGACCUGGAGAACGCCAGGCCCCAUGGCAAGGCCCCUGACGGGCAGGUCUCUGGCGCCCGGACCCGGCUCCCGCGCACCCAGUCCAGUGUCGAGGCAGAAGCCAACGCUCAGAACGUGGAGCGGGCCCUCCUGACCCCGUUUAAAAAGGACUUUGAGUUCAUGUGGGAUCGUCCGGAGGCCGGCCCCAUGCUGCUGAAGAUCAAAGACCUGGACUUCUCAGACCUGGGUGAAGAGGAAGAUUUUGAUGCCUUAGAGCAAGGGGCAGUAGGACAUGACUCUUUCCAUGUGCCUCCUCCACCACCUCCUGGCACUGGGGCACUGACUGCAGGAGGCCUCCUGGCUCCCCCGCCACCACCACCACCCCCUCCUCCUAGCUGUCCCCCCCCCCCCGGCUGUCCUCCGCCCCCCCCACCCCCUGUUCCUGGCUGCCCACCCCCUCCUGCGUUGCUGGGCCCCCCUGCGCCAGAUGGCCGUUCCCCUGCCAAGAAGAAGAAGACGGUGAAGCUCUUCUGGAAGGAGCUCAAACACCCCAGUUCCCAUGCUGGGGCUGGCCGGUUUGGCCGGGGCACCGUGUGGGCGUCCCUGGAGAGAGUGGAGAUUGACGCGGCCAAGCUGGAGCAUCUCUUUGAGUCCAGAGCGAAGGAAGUGCUGAGUUCCAAGAAAGCUGCUGACGGGAAGAAGUGCACGGUGAUCCUCGACCCCAAGAGGAGCAAUGCCAUUAACAUCGGCCUGACGGUGCUGCCGCCCGCUCACAUCAUCAAGACGGCCAUUCUCAACUUCGACGAGUUCGCCAUUAACAAAGAAGGGAUUGAGAAAAUCCUGACCAUGGUUCCCACUGACGAAGAGAAGCAGAAGAUCCAGGAGGCGCAGCUCGCCAAUCCCGACGUCCCCCUGGGCUCAGCCGAGCAGUUCCUGCUCACCCUCUCCUCCAUUAGUGAGCUCACGGCUCGGCUCCAGCUGUGGGCGUUCAAGCUGGACUAUGAGAGCAUGGAGCAGGAGAUCGCGGAGCCUCUGUUUGACCUGAAAUUGGGGAUGGAACAGCUGGCCAAAAACCAGACCUUCAGGUGUAUCCUGGCUACUCUGUUGGCCAUGGGGAACGUCCUCAACGGCUCCCAGAGCCGGGGCUUCGAGCUCAGUUACCUGGAGAAGGUCUCAGAGGUGAAGGACACCGUGCACCGGCAGUCUCUGCUGCACCACCUGUGCCACGCGGUGGUGGAGAGGUUCCCCCAAACCAGCGACCUCUACUCGGAGAUCGCAGCCAUCACCCGCUCAGCCAAGGUUGACUUUGACGAGCUGGCGGAAAGCCUGAGCCAGCUGGAGCGACGGUGCAAAGCAUCAUGGGACAGCCUGAAGGCCAUCGCCAAGCACGAGACCAAACCGGGCCUGAAGAGCAAGCUGAUGGACUUCCUGAAGGACAGCUCCCGGAAGAUCCACGUUCUGAAGGUGGUGCACAGACGCAUACUCCACAGGUUCCGCUCCUUCCUGCUGUUCCUGGGCUACCCGCCGGCGGCCGCGCGGGACAUGAAGGUGACGGGGUUCUGCCGGCUCCUGCGGGAGUUCGCCCUGGAGUACCGCACGUGCCGAGAGCGUGUCCUGCAGCAGCAGCGCAAACGGGCCGCGUACCGCGAGAGGAACAAGACCCGGGGCCGGAUGAUCACGGAGAUGGAGCGAUUCUCCCGCAUGGCCGACAGCCCUGAGGCAAGCUCCUCUCCAGCCGUGGGGUCGGCCUGCCCAGAGCAGCAGGCGGAUGCAGGCCACGAGACCAUGAAGAGUGUGUUGAGCUCGGCUGUGGAGCCCCACAGCCGGCGCAGCAGGGCCAGCCGAGGCGUGGGUCGGUCAAGCCCCUCCAGCGGCUCCGUGCCCCAGGACGACAGCUCCAGCUCCCCGGCCGACGCCUCGGAUGAAAUCAUGGAUCGCCUUGUGCAGUCCGUCACCCACAGCGCCGGCCCGCGGCCGGGCGCCGCCAAGGAGCGCAAGAGGUCACGUGUCAGCAGGAAGUCCAUGCGGCGGACUCUGAAGAGCGGCCUGAGCGAUGACUUGGUGCAGGCCCUGGGCCUGGCACAAGCUCCCAGCGUGCAAGUGUGACGGUUGCCAUGGCCAGCGGAGCCGCUGCGGAAGGAGCCUGCCUAGAGCCCGCGAUGCCCCACUCCCCGGAGCGAGCGGGGCCAUGAACGCGCUGAGCGGGAGCCCAGCUCGCCCAGCCCAGCGCUCUGCGGCCUGGAGGAAGGGAGUCGCUGGGCAGGGCCGGUGUUUGGGGAGCACCGAGCCCCUGCCCCGGGGCCGCAGCCCAGCAUGCUGGCACCACUGGAGCCUCUCUGAAGCGUCGCCUGCUGGUGCCACAGGAUGGGCACUCAUGCCACAGUGGCUACUGCUUCUCCCCACCCCCACCAUGGGCCUCCCUGCAUCCUGUCCCCCCCACACACCCUGCCCUAUGGGCCCCCCCGCAUCCUGCCGUCCGUCUGGCCCGUGCUUUCCUGCAGUGGGGCCGUGCGCCGAGUGGAUUUGCUCUGGGGACACUAUAGUAUUUGAGCCCUUUGUGGGUAGCUGGCGAGUGCGACGUGUGCUGUGGAUUAGUUUGGCUGGGCCCUGCAAAGAGAAGCGCUGGCUGCGGCAUGGAUGGGCUGCGUAGCACUGCCACCGCACUCCAUCUCCUUGGGUUUGCAUCCUGCCUUUCCCCUUCAGGUCGCUGGAUUCCAGGGCUUCUCCGAGACUUCCCAGGGUCCUGCUAGGAAGCGAGUAGCAUUUCCCUGGUGGCUGGCACUGGUUGGCACCCGCAUCCUCCCAGGGCUCCUGGUGAUGGGCGGGGUCUGCGUGUGCACUAGCUGAGCAGUGCGUGGAAGCCCCCCUCCCCUGGGGGAGCACAGGGCUGGCUGGUCGCCCGGGAUGUGCAGUCUGACCCCCGUUAGCAGCACCUGGGGUGGGAAGGUCCCAGGGCAGUUGCUGGGGCCGGUGCCAAUUGGACUGAAUAAAGACACCUGCUGUUGA